This is a messenger RNA of Polypterus senegalus (gray bichir), 3746 nucleotides long. RefSeq names its product gastrula zinc finger protein XlCGF57.1-like. NCBI's taxonomy places the organism in Eukaryota, Metazoa, Chordata, Cladistia, Polypteriformes, Polypteridae. The record is from RefSeq and is a predicted model, not a curated record. The transcript has 4 exons. The coding region runs from base 134 to 1885 and encodes 583 amino acids.
ACGGAAGUCGGCGCGCGCUUCUCGCUUGUAUUCAGCAAAGUAAAACAGGCUGCUGUGUAGGUCGGCUUUAAAAAGUAUCACAUCGCACACGGGGUGAAGAGAAUAAAAAGCUGAUGUUUACUGGAACAUCUCAAUGGAUGUGAAACGGGAGAGCUGUGAUGUGGACACAAAUAUCAUGGAUAUUAAGGAGGAGAACUGUGAGUUGGAGUCCAUCUACCUUAAACAGGAAAGUCUCUUCAUUAAGGAGGAGAGCAGUGAACUGCAGACAGUGGGCAUUAAAGAAGACGAAGAAGAGAGGUCCGUCAGUAUUGAGACACUUAUCCAUACAAAUCUGGACAGUGUAAAAGAAGACAACCUUCAUGAUGGGUGUCAAGAUGGAGUGGUGACCAAAUUAGACUCUUCUCAAAGCAGACACUGUUCAUCUCCAGAGCCUUCUGUCAAUGUGAAGACUGAAUCAUUACAGUCUAAAGCAAAGAGGACUAAGAAAACUACAUCUGUUAGAGCUCGGGAAAAUCGGCCAACAUCUGCAAAGAAGUCUGGAAAAAGAAACAAAGAUCAGUGCAGUUUGGAAUCUGGAAAAGAAUUCUGUGGCAGGAGUGCUCUUCAGAAACACCCUAGAGUUCACACGGGAAAGAAGCCAUAUUGCUGUACUGAAUGUGGUAAACUGUUUUCAAAAAUGAGCAGUCUUCAGAGACACACUAGAGUUCACACUGGAGAGAAGCCGUAUUGCUGUAAUGAAUGUGGUAAAAAGUUUUCACGUAAAAGCAGUCUGAAGAUCCACACUAGAGUUCACACGGGAGAGAAGCCAUAUUGCUGUAAUGAAUGUGGUAAACGGUUUUCACAAAUAGGCCUUCUUCAGAGACACACUAGAGUUCACAGCGGAGAGAAACCAUAUAGCUGUAAUGAAUGUGGUAAACAGUUUUCACGUAUGGGCAUUCUGAAGAACCACACUAGAGUUCACACAGGAGAGAAGCAGUAUUGCUGUACUGAAUGUGGUAAACAGUUUUCACAAAUGGGACAACUUCAGAGACACACUAGAGUUCACACAGGAGAGAAGCCAUAUUGCUGUACUGAAUGUGGUAAACAAUUUUUACGUAUAUGCAGUCUUCAGACCCACACUAGAGUUCACACUGGAGAGAAGCCAUAUUGCUGUACUGAAUGUGGUAAACAGUUUUCACAAUUGGGCCAUCUUCAGAAACACCCUAGAGUUCACACGGGAGAGAAGCCAUAUUGCUGUACUGAAUGUGGUAAACAGUUUUCACAAGUGAGCUAUCUUCAGAAACACUGUAGAGUUCACACUGGAGAGAAGCCAUAUUGCUGUACUGAAUGUGGGAAACAGUUUUCACGUAUAAGCAGUCUGAAGAUCCACACUAGAGUUCACACCGGAGAGAUGCCAUAUUGCUGUAAUGAAUGUGGUAAACAAUUUUUACGUAUAUACAGUCUUCAAAGACACACUAGAGUUCACACGGGAGAGAAGCCAUGUUGUUGUAAUGAAUGUGGUAAACAGUUUUCAGAAAUGAGCAAUCUUCAGAGACACACUAGAAUUCACAUGGGAAAGAAGCCAUAUUGCUGUAAUGAAUGUGGGAAACAGUUUUCACUUUUAAACAGUCUUCAGUGCCACACUAGAGUUCACACUGGAGAGAAGCCAUAUUGCUGUAAUGAAUGUGGGAAACAGUUUUCAAAUAUGAGCAAUCUGAAGGACCACACUACAGUUCACACUGGAGAGAAGCCGUAUUGCUGUACUGAAUGUGGUAAACAGUUUUCAUUAAUGAGCGGUCUUCAAAGACACACAAGAGUUCACACCAGAAUUAAAAGGUUAUCAUUUCAAAAAUCAGUCCUGAAAAACAAGCACCCUUCAGGACUCGAGAGUGAGUUUCACUCCUGAUCUGAAAAGUUAGGAAACUAAAUUAUUGUUGACAAAUUAACCUCUGAGAGAAGCCAUAUUACUGUUUGGAAUGUGGCAAACAAAUCUGUCAGAGGAGUUCUUCUCCGAGACGCACCAGAAUUCACACUAGAGAGAAGUACAAAUAAACUGUCCUGACUAAAGAAUGAGGUUCACUCCUGCGUGGACAAUAAGCACAUGUAACUGACUGGAAUCCAUCCUUCUUAGUAUUGCGUCAGAAACAAAUCAACAUAGUGGAGAAUUAGAAGUUUAUAUCCUUUUUCCUUUUCCAGAAACAAAAUAAAGAACAGGGCGUUAUACAAAUGCUUCUCACCAAAGCCCCUACAACCUCCAUCAUGGGCCUAGCUCUGCUUUCAUAACAUACAUAUAGAACUAUUUAUAAUAAAUUAUACACAUUUCAUCAUAAAAGAAUUCUUUACAAUAUACAUAACCUCACAUUAAUCACAGUUCAGCUAUAUAAUAUAUAUUUUUCUAUUUCUAUAUAACAAAAAAUAAAAUAACAUACCUUUCUAAAAACUUACUGUAGCACCCAUCUUCUCUUACUGAGGGUUCUUACCUGAGUUGUUUGUUUUCUUCAUUUUUCCUUCUUUACUAACUUUAAAUAUAACCUUUUACUUUAGCGUUCUCAGCACAACUGUUUCAAGGAACAAACCUUUGUUACUAAGUAAUUUCCAUAACUCUACCAUUAAUUUUACAAUUCGUUACUAGACUCCACAUAAGGAUACUACAGCCACCUGCCAAACGUGAUUUUUUUCUUGAUAUGGCUUAGCCAGCAAUUAUAAAAAAAAAAACACCAAAGUUCAAUAUUUUAAAUAAAUUAACUACUUACAUAUAUACAUAACACAUCCAUACAAAAGUAUUAACUUAAAUAAUCCAAGAAAUUUAUAUUAAUGUUGAACCAGCAGUCCUUACUUUGAAUGCAAAGAUAUAAAUAAACAAGUGCAAUCCCCUUAUAAAACCUAAGCCGGCAAACUAAAUAAAAGGAACCAAACAAAAGUUGGCGAAAAGAUACCGCAGAUAAGCGUUGCAGGCCUGUUACUUGAAGGUGAUUGCGACGUUACUCGGCGACGGCCUCUUAUGCUGUAAUAGAGCAGACGGGUCUCAUUUUCUGUUUUCCAGCAGAUGUGCAUCCCCUUUCGUUUCUUUCCUAGCGAGUAUCAACUCUAAGCGAUAGUUGGUCAGCUGUAACAAUAUCCGAUAUUGGCAAUAUAAUCCAAUGUCUGCUGACAUAUUCCGUGUUCGGUGUUUCACGGACAGUGCUCCCUAGCUCACCGGUUUAGUGUUCUCGACCAGUCCGUCCAAACUUCAACACGUUCACGUUUUUCUGUUCCGACUGUUAAUUCUGUGCUGGAAUCCGGUCUUUUUUUUUUUUUCUGUCUCUUUAUAUGCCAUGGACCGCAUUUCAAUCCACACUUUCAGCGCAAAUGCUCAGUUCCCUUCUUUUUUUUUUCUUGCCCCUUCUGACCUCUGACCCCCGCUUUUCGCUGCUUUCCAAACCAGUAAAAUAAUUUAUCAUAAAUACCAGCAUUUAUGUUUUACAUUUAAAACCUUAGAAAUUACAUAUCUUAACAAAAUGUACAAUAAAUUUAACUGGAUUAAUCAAAUAUAUGUUACACCAUUGAUAUUACAACCUCAUAACUUGUGUUUUAAAGGGCUACAUAACAAAAAAAAAGAAACAGGGUGCCAUACAAACAGCUUCUUGCCAGUGCUUAUUAAAUAAGAAAUCAAAUCAUCCAUCCAUUAUCUGACCCCCUACAUUCUAACUACAGUGCCACGGGGGUCUGCUAGAGCCAAUCCCAGCUAACACCGGGCACAAGGCAAUAAACAAACCCUGGGCAGGGUG